ACAACUCGUACACCAGUCUGACCAAAGGCGUGACGAAAAUCCAAGAUGUCGGACGAAGUUAUUUCAGACGAAGAAAGGGCCAAGGUAGCAAGUGGUUUUAUCCUUCAUGCACCACCUGGAGAAUUUAAUGAAGUCUUCACAGAUGUACGAAUACUGUUAAAUGAUGACCAAUUGCUGAAGGGUAUAUCAGGAUCAUUUGCACAGUACAAUCGGGACCAGUUUACACCCUGCAAAGUAGACGGCUCAGAUGAACAGUGUUUGAUAACAGAACAUGGUGAUUUAGGUGACCCGAGAUUUCUAGACCCAAGAACCAAACAGUCAUUUAGGUAUGACCAUUUAAAGAAAGAAGCCUCCGAUUUCCAACCAGCCAGCAUUGACCAGACGGCCGAGUCGUGGCGGGCAGCGGUGGAGAACGACCUGACAAACUACCACAAAACGUACUACAAGUACGGUGUCUCCUCCACGUACGGGUCCAGUGCGGCCGGGAAAAUCACCAUCACGGCUUGUAUUGAGAGUCACCAGUUCCAGCCUAAAAAUUUCUGGAAUGGCAGAUGGCGCUCACAGUGGUCCUGCACAUUUCCAGCGUCGGGUGGCAAGGCAGAACUCGUCGGGGUCCUCAAAGUACAGGUGCACUACUAUGAAGAUGGCAAUGUUCAGUUGGUUAGUUCUAAAGACGUUAAAGAGACCAUUAAUAUAUCAAAUGAACAACAAAUGGCAAAGGAGUUUGUCAAACUUGUGGAGAAGGCCGAGCGCGAGUAUCAGACAGCAAUUACUGAGAACUACUCGACCAUGAGUGAAACCACAUUCAAGGCCUUGCGUCGUCAACUGCCGGUUACCCGCUCUAAAAUUGACUGGAACAAAAUAUUAGGCUACAAAGUGGGAACCGCACUGUCGGCCCAGAACAAGAACUGACCCCAUGUCUGCUGUGCUUAGCUAUGAUAUGAUAACUCAUAGACUUUGAUUGCUGUUCCUUUUAGAUAUGAAAUGAUGUUUGUCAUGUCUUUCUGUCAAUCUUGGUCAUAUGUUGCAUUUGGAUGGUGUCCACUGGAAGGUGUUUUCUAGUUAUGAAAAUGAAUUUAUUUGGUUCAAAUUUUUUUUAUGUAGAAGAGUAUAAGUAGUGCUGUCUUAACACUUGUACACAUACUUUCAGAUUAAUGAGCAAGUUUUUAUUUUUCGGUAAUAAUUAAUAGCUUGUGUAUAAUAACUUUUUUUUCUCAAGACAUUCUCAUAGAUUAUUCUCAUAGAUAAAUAACCAGUAAUAAAUGUUCUUGCCGUCUGUAUGUUUCUGCAGUUUGUAUGAAUUAGAGAAAAUUUCCAAAUCUAUAAUUCUUUAAUGAAUUAAACAACACCAAUUGUAUUGUUCCUGAUAAAUAUUUAUUAAGCAUUUAAUAGUUUUUUGUGGAUUGGUUAUCUUUGUCAGCUUGUGUUUCUACUGAAAUGAGGAUUUGACUUUAAUACAAACAGUUUUAAACCACCCUUCCUAAAAUCCUUAAGUGCAAUUAUUGCAAUUGAAAUAUAUAUUUGCAUAUUGUUCAUAUGGCACAAUAUUAUUUGAAGCACAUAGGUUAAACGAGAUAGUGGCUUGAAGCCAAUGUUCAAUAAUGAAUGUCUAUGUUUUGCAAUGUUGCGGUGAUUUCAAUAUUUUCAUGGUGUGAUGAUGUGUUGAAAACAAUAAGACAUUUUAUAACAACUGUGUAAUUUAUUUUCUUCUCUUUACCAAUUAUUACUAUAUGUAGUUGUAAUACGUGUUUCUGUAUUUGUUUAUGUGUUGUACCUCUGAUUUAUCGUCUCAGUUAUGGGUUCAAUUACCGGUACCAUACGCAUCUUGAUUUCCAGUAAAACCAUCCAGUCAUAAAGUGCUAUUACAAUUUUUGAGUUGUUUAUUUCUAAGUUUUCUUCAAUUUGAGUGAGUCUUUUCAUAUAAAGUGGUAUGUCGACACUACACUUAGUUACGAUGAAGUGACUAUAGUUGUACAAAUGGGGAUGAUGUGAAGAAGUAUGUUAGAGUGUUUGUUAAACUACUUCAUAGCGACCAUUUUGCCUGAUAGCAGAAAUACUGUUUAACGAUUGAUUGAACUGUAAUAAUAUAAUUUAUUGUUAAUUGUUUUUGGAAAAUUCAUAAAAACAAAUAUGAAGAACUGAACUGAAACAAUAAGAUACACGUGGUGUGGUCUUGCAUAGAUGUCCAAUAGCGCCUUCUCUAAUACCCUGUUCUUUAUUUAUUGACCCGAGCUCUUAGAAAACCAGGCUGAUGCACGGGAAUAAGGUGUCGUCCCAGAUUAGCAUGUGCAGUCGGCAGAGAAGAAUCGGGCACAACACUUUCUGCCUUUAUGGUAUUUGUCUGUUAAGGAAGUCUCUUCUGAGCAUAGUGUUGUCCCUGAUUAGCCUGGUACUGAAUAGGCUAAUCUGGGAUGACAUUAUGCAUGUGCAUUAAGCCCUGUUUUCCCAGAACGAGGUCUUAUUGGGUAUCAAUUUGUUCAUCUUUUUAACUGUUAUUCAUAGAAUGUUGUCUUUUGAAUCAUUGACAAUUUGAAGAAUAUUCAAGUACAAGUCAAACUGCUGUAUAGGCAUGGUUGAUUGAAAGAUUCUUUUCAAGGGUGAAUGAAUACAUUUUAAAUCUAUUAUGUACUUGAUAUAUGCAAAAAUAAAAUACCUAUGUAUAUUGGUACAACCUUG
Messenger RNA from Dreissena polymorpha, 2676 nucleotides. RefSeq names its product F-actin-capping protein subunit alpha-like. Gene Ontology annotation, molecular function: actin filament binding. The transcript is spliced from 10 exons. The coding region runs from base 46 to 912 and encodes 288 amino acids. Gene Ontology annotation, cellular component: actin cortical patch; F-actin capping protein complex. The record is from RefSeq and is a predicted model, not a curated record. Gene Ontology annotation, biological process: actin cytoskeleton organization; barbed-end actin filament capping. Lineage: Eukaryota; Metazoa; Mollusca; Bivalvia; Myida; Dreissenidae.